Molecule: messenger RNA, 621 nt
Organism: Sphenostylis stenocarpa
Lineage: Eukaryota; Viridiplantae; Streptophyta; Magnoliopsida; Fabales; Fabaceae
Source: the annotation of a GenBank genome assembly
AUGGCAACACUGGGGUUUUUUGAUGCCGACAGCUUGAGACUGAGAUGUCGUAUUGCACCAUCCGCAUACUUCUCACCUGCGGCUUUAAGUGGGAAGCAAUUUGUGUAUCUUGUUGUUGUUGCGGCUCAUCCAGUAGAGCCCUAUCAAUUUGCCAACGUUCGAUCCAAGCAUCGCUCCGAUUUGGCGAAGACGAUAGCAGAGUUUGCGAGGAUGACGGUGGAAGAUUCCAGAAAACUUUUGCCUUCUAAGUUUUAUCCAUCAUGGGUGGUCUUCACUAAGAGACAGAAGUUAAAUUGGCUUAAUACCCAACUCAGGAGGAUUUGGCCACACGUUGAUGAGGCAGCGUCAGAAUUGAUAAGAACCAUUGUGGAACCAAUUCUUGAACAAUAUAGGCUGAUUAUUUUGUCUUCUCUCACAUUCUCCAAGUUGACCCUUGGCACUGUGGCUCCACAAUUUACAGGAGUUACAAUUGUUGAAGAGCACAGUGGGCCUGAUGGGGUGACUAUGGAUCUUGAGAUACAAUGGGAUGGUAACUCGAAUAUCGUUCUUGACAUUAAAACCCGAGUUGGUGUUGGACUUCCUGUACGGGUAAAAGAUAUUGGAUUCACUUGGGGUUUUUAG